UUUCUUGUACAGAUUGUUUGCACUGAUUUACUCAUUGGUCGACAACUGCAGCAAAUAUUACCCGUGAUUCGGGAAGCGGCUACAAUUGCUCGAGAGGCAGUUCGUGCAUGUUCUGUUUUCACGGCAUGGUCAAGAGAGCUCGGAGACAGGAUUCGAACGCUUGGAUUGGAUUCCGAAACGCUGAUGGGAUUUGCUGAUGAGCUGCAGAUUCGUUUCGGUCAGCGACUGUUGGCCAAUCACUGGCUACCACCUUCACUAACGCCUCUGCUUCGAAUAGCAGCGAUUGCUCUGCGACAGAACAUCGAAACGAAGCAAGUCGAGAGGACGUCGAUCGGCAGCAAUACUGAAUUAACAGUGGACACUAUCGGCUUCAUGGAAUCGGAACUGCAAUCACUGAGGAGACAGCGCGAUGCGAAACAGGUAUUUGUU
Anisakis simplex (herring worm) is the source of this 429-nucleotide messenger RNA. Lineage: Eukaryota; Metazoa; Nematoda; Chromadorea; Rhabditida; Anisakidae. The record is from the annotation of a GenBank genome assembly.